Macrobrachium nipponense is the source of this 1762-nucleotide messenger RNA. RefSeq lists its product as uncharacterized. The transcript is spliced from 8 exons. The record is from RefSeq and is a predicted model, not a curated record. NCBI's taxonomy places the organism in Eukaryota, Metazoa, Arthropoda, Malacostraca, Decapoda, Palaemonidae. The coding region runs from base 463 to 1344 and encodes 293 amino acids.
GUCUGUGAUCAGAGCCGUGAUUAAUAGUCGGUGGUUUUGGCAGUCUUAAAUAUUAUUGGUCAGUUAUUUUGUGUUUUUGAAGCUGUUCUUUGAGUUGUUGUUGGUAUGUAUGUUUGAAGGUGGUUGUGACUGUGUUGUUGAAUUUGUUAUGAUUAUGAGUUGUGUUGUGUUGUAGGUGAGCUGUUGAAUGUUGUUGUUGGUGAGUAGUUGUGGUUCCUUGGAGUUGUGGGCGGUGUGUUGACUUGUCGUGUUAUUGGUUUUUGGUACUGAUAAUGAUUAUUUGUGCAGUGGUCUUUUGUUGUAAAGUUAUUGAAUUGUUGUGUGGUUGUUGUCCUUGUUCGGUUUGUGUAUUGCUACAAGGGCUAGCCUAGCCUAGCCUAGCUAUACCUAUCCAGUGGACAGCAGAGCAGCUCCUCACCCUGAGUGUGUGAAGUUUCGCCGUCACCCAGCUGGAACUACGAUAUGGUUUACAACUCAGGCAGAGGAAGUGGUCGUCUUCCAAGCCUGGAAGCACCUGAGGAGCACGCGCGUAUGUUCCAGACUUCUCCAGCAGACCUUCGAGGAGUCAAUUAUUCCAAGAUCAAAGAGAAGAACCGACACAGCAAUGCUACAAUAGAAAAGGUGACGUUUUUACCAGUACUGGAUGAUGGUGACCUGCACCCGAUGCCAUAUUAUGUCACUGCUGAAAUUGCUUUUCCAGCCCUGGCCGAAGUGCCAUGGAUGGCGGAUGAGAAGAGGAGGAUGAAAGCGCAGGUGGAGAGAUUCAACAGAGAUACGAGGCUUCAAAAGGAUCUUCUCGAUGAGAUCGUCGGAGACACUAUUCAAGAUGAGAUCGUAGCCAUUGCCUCCAUCACUCUCGAGGAAAGCAAAUAUCAGGAAGGAGUAGAUAGAAAUGUUGUUGGUAUCGUUGAAGAGGUCUUUGUCAUGCCAGAAAUACAGUUCCAAGUCUACCUGACUGUUUGGUCCUUGCUCUAUGACAUGGGAAGAGGACUUUCACAGGAGGAGUUCCUCAAACUUAAGAAAAGGGAAAACGAACUUUCUUUGGAACCCGUUGCUAAACAAGCUCUACUGCAUCAUGUUCUUGAGGGAGCUGACUGGGCACAUGACUUGAAACAAGAGAGGAUCUUAUCUGAAAUCUCAUGGGACAAAUUGGUGUAUAACUAUCACAAAAAUCAGCAGGAAAACGCCCUGGCUAAGAACACUGCGAUGCAAGUUUUACAGGAGAGGCUAGUCACUGAGGCAGCAGGGACAGAGCUAGUUAAUGAACUUCUGGGUCAAUUGGAGGAAGAUUACGCCAAAUUUGACGAAAUGGAGAAAAUAACAACGCCUCCAAGACAAGGGUAACCCUCGUCUCACACACCUCAAAUUAGAUUGCCUGAUAAUGAAGGAUAAUUGAUAAAUAAGGAAUAAUGAUGAAUUUAAUAUAUUUAUGGAGGAAACACAUUUUUGUGUUUUCCUUACAAGUACUAUUAUUUUAAUUUCAUAGCAGUGUAUAUCUAGGAGGGUAUAUUUGACAUUUUGCUUCUAUAGCGGUGUCUUUUUGGUUUGAAAUAUACUCAAAAGUUUUGUGGAUGUCCAAACUAAUCAAAGUUAACCUUUUCCAAGUUUGAUGAGUGCUGUUUUGUCGAGUGUCUGGUAGCCAGAUUUUAUUGUUUGAUCAUAGCUGGUUGAUGUUUUGGGUCUCUACAUCUGUAUUUGAAAAAAUCUAAGUGAUUUUUUUUGUCUUUGGUUUUACUCAUCUACUUUAUUUCAGUGACAAUAU